Acanthosepion pharaonis is the source of this 996-nucleotide messenger RNA. The record is from the annotation of a GenBank genome assembly. NCBI's taxonomy places the organism in Eukaryota, Metazoa, Mollusca, Cephalopoda, Sepiida, Sepiidae.
AUGGCUGACAAUGAGAAUGAAAGUGAACUUCUUGAUUAUGAAGAAGAUGACAAUGAAACUACUGCUGAUGGGGCUGGUGAUGGUCCCGCUAAAAAAGAUGUUAAGGGAACAUAUGUAUCUAUUCACAGUUCAGGUUUCAGGGAUUUUCUUUUGAAGCCUGAAUUACUCAGAGCCAUUGUUGAUUGUGGUUUUGAGCAUCCUUCAGAAGUUCAGCAUGAGUGUAUCCCGCAGGCCAUUUUGUCAAUGGAUGUAUUAUGCCAAGCUAAAUCCAAAUGGGCAAAAACUGCAUAUUUGUGCUGGCUAGACCCAGAAACUAGAGCCAAUAUGCGGAAAGAUGUUCAAGAAAUAUUCCGUAAUACUCCACAUGAGAAGCAGGUUAUGAUGUUCAGUGCUACACUGAGCAAAGAGAUUCGUCCAGUUUGCAAGAAGUUUAUGCAAGAUCCUAUGGAAGUGUAUGUUGAUGAUGAUUCAAAGCUUACCUUGCAUGGAUUGCAGCAACAUUAUGUUAAACUGAAAGACAAUGAAAAGAACCGAAAAUUGUUUGAAUUGUUGGAUGUUCUUGAAUUCAAUCAGGUAAUAAUAUUUGUCAAGUCUGUUCAACGAUGUAUGGCAUUGGCUCAGUUGUUGGUGGAGCAGAAUUUCCCUGCAAUAGCAAUUCAUCGGGCAAUGACCCAAGAAGAAAGAUUAUCUCGUUACCAACAAUUUAAAGAUUUUCAGAAGAGGAUUUUAGUUGCUACCAAUCUUUUUGGUCGUGGUAUGGAUAUUGAGAGAGUUAACAUUGUAUUCAAUUAUGAUAUGCCAGAUGACUCUGACACCUACCUCCACCGGGUUGCCCGUGCUGGCAGAUUUGGAACUAAAGGCCUGGCUAUAACUUUUGUGUCUGAUGAAAAUGAUGCAAAAGUUUUAAAUGAUGUCCAAGACAGAUUUGAAGUCAACAUUACCGAGCUGCCUGAUGAAAUUGAUAUAUCUUCAUACAGUAAGUUGGCUUAUUUAUAA